CCUCAGUAUUCCAUUUCGUUAAUAAAACAAAGCAGUGGAAAUGAAACAACGCUUCAAGCCUCUUUUUUCCAUCAACGAACAAUUGACAGAGCUGCCGGACAGCCCUUCUAGUCCCAUAAAUCUCCUUCCUUUCGCGUCAUUCCGGGCGGUCCUUUCCUCCGAUGGGUCCUUCAGUAUUUUCAGUCCUUGGAGUGUUAAUCUAUGUGUCGGUUUUACUGAGCUCUUCCCUCGCCGACCCGAGGACCACACAGGUGACCCGGAUAUGCACCAACAGGACAGCUCUUGCUGCCAACCGCGUCACUUUCGUGGCCAACUUUGUUGCGGCGAUGGAUGGACUCACCCGUCAGCUCUUUGCCCAGGGAUACGGUUCGGUGGUGACUGGGAGCGGGAGCAAUAUGGUCUACGCGUUCGGAGAGUGCAUGAGGGACCUCUCGCAGACCGACUGCGACCUCUGCUUCGCUCAGUGCAAGAUUCAGAUCCCCCGGUGCUUCCCCUUUCAGCUGGGCACUCGUGCCGGUCGAAUAUUAUAUGAUGGGUGUUAUCUUCGGUAUGAUGACUAUAACUUCUUCAACGAGAGCCUGAGUCCAGUUGAUUCCACCGUUUGUGCAACUGAACAGUUCAGCGGGAAUACUACCGUCUUUGAGGAUUACGUGACAGAGCUGGGAAAGAAUUUGACCUUGGAAGCUCCCAAGAAAGACGGGUUCUUUGUUGGGUCAGUGACUGGAGGGAACACAUCAGUUUACGGUUUGGCUCAGUGCUGGAAAUUCACGAAUGACUGCAGGAAGUGCUUAAAUGAUUCGUUCUCGAGGAUCGCUUCUUGCCCGCCGAGAAGAGAGGGGAGGGCUAUCAACGCCGGGUGUUACCUGAGGUACUCCACGGAGAAGUUCUAUUACAAUAACACCGUCACUGCUGCAGCUGGAAGAAACACUGGACGCCGAUUGGCUAUUAUUGUCGCAACAACAUCCUCGGCCUUUGCGCUCCUUCUGAUUGUUGCCGUAGCGGGAAUCGUGAGGAGAAAAGUUUCGGAAAAGAGAAGAGAGAGGAGGCUGCUUGGCCUUUUAGCGAACACCGUGAACAAGUCCAAGCUUAACUUUUCAUACGAAACUCUCGAGAAAGCUACGAACUACUUCGACUGCUCCAACAAACUGGGCCAGGGUGGAUCUGGUUCUGUGUACAAAGGAAUAUUGCCGAACGGGAAGCCCAUUGCAAUCAAGAGGCUCGUGUUUAAUACGAGACAGUGGGUCGAACAUUUCUUUAAUGAAGUCAACUUGAUCAGUGGCAUUCAUCACAAGAAUCUCGUUGGCCUGUUGGGCUGCAGCAUCACUGGUCCUGAGAGCCUUCUUGUCUAUGAAUAUAUCCCGAACUUGAGCCUCCUUGAUCACCUUUUUGUGAAUAAGGACGUCGAACCAUUGAAUUGGGAGACUAGGAGCAAGAUCGUUCUGGGCACAGCGGAAGGAUUGGCAUAUCUCCAUGAGGAGUCCAGCUUACGGAUCAUUCACAGAGACAUCAAACUCAGCAAUGUUCUGCUCGAUGAUGAUUUCGCGCCUAAAAUUGCCGAUUUUGGCCUUGCACGAUUAUUUCCCGAAGACAAAACUCACAUAUCCACUGCCAUUGCCGGAACAUUAGGCUACAUGGCUCCAGAAUAUGUAGUCCGUGGCAAGUUGACCGAGAAGGCAGAUGUCUAUAGCUAUGGAGUUCUUGUGAUCGAAGUCAUCACCAGGAAGAGAAAUAACUCAUUUUUCCAGAAAUCUUUCUCCAUCUUACAAACGGUAAAACUGUUUUAUUUAAUGAGGAAAACGCAAAAACCGAAACCAAGCUCUGAUCCAAUAAAAAGGAGAUCAUCAAUUCAACAGCAACUGUCCCCUUUCGGUUUCAAAGUCACAUUAGAAACAUUUCCUGCCUUGCAGGUCUGGGACAUGUAUUCAAGCGGAAGAUUGUGUGAAGCAGUCGAUCCAGUUCUUCUGAAAGGUAAGUUCCGAGGAGAGGAGGUAUCUAGAAUCAUCCAAAUUGCGCUCCUCUGUGUGCAAGCCUCCGCAGAACUUCGGCCAAGAAUGUCGAUGGUCGUGAAAAUGCUAUCUGAUGAUUGUGACAUCCCUUCACCAACACAACCGCCCUUCAUAAGUUCCAGUCAUUCCGCAUCAACUUGAGAGACAGCAGUCAGUUAUCGGCGGUGAUUUCCAGCCUGAAUUGGACUGCCAUUCUUCAGGUAACACGAAGACCGAGAGCUUCGUCGAGCCUAGAUAGAGCAUCAUACUGAAGAAGUCCUUUCGGUGAGGCAGAUGAUAAUGCCGAACCUUCAAUCCUCACUCGAUCUCAAGUUCACAUUUGACUCUCCGUGAUGUUUCAGCGGACCAGGACAUGUCCAUUCAUGCGACCAUUUUGUAUAUUCUUGAUCGAUGAAUUAUUGUUCCAUACAUCUUCAAUGUACACAGGUCAUUUUCACUUAAACGAUACGAAUGUUUACAACUGUAUAGAGAUGCACACAUAUAGGACUCUAUGAGUUUGGAGAACGGAAGAGGAAAGCCGCAGUGAUGAUCCGACGAGUGCAA
This is a messenger RNA of Punica granatum (pomegranate), 2549 nucleotides long. NCBI's taxonomy places the organism in Eukaryota, Viridiplantae, Streptophyta, Magnoliopsida, Myrtales, Lythraceae. The record is from RefSeq and is a predicted model, not a curated record.